This is a messenger RNA of Miscanthus lutarioriparius, 1377 nucleotides long. The record is from the annotation of a GenBank genome assembly. Lineage: Eukaryota; Viridiplantae; Streptophyta; Magnoliopsida; Poales; Poaceae.
AUGGAUGGGAAUAGUGAGAAAAUCCAAUUCUCAUGGGGGAAGUGUAUAGCAAAAGGUGUUAAAACAGGUUCACGAUACUAUGAGUCCUUCACAUUUGACAAUGUGAAGUAUUCGUUGUAUGACUGUGUCUACCUGUUUAAGCAUGGUGAUCCUGAACCAUACAUUGGGAAAAUUGUUAAGACUUGGGAGCAAAAUCAGUCUAAGAAAAUUCAGAAAUAUUUAAGAGGCCCUGUGAUGGAAAAGGAGAUUUUUCUUGCUUCUGGUGAUGGUAGUGGGCUUGCGGAUAUCAAUCCGCUGGAAGCUAUUGCUGGAAAAUGCACUGUUAUAUGCAUUUCAAAAGACGAGAGGAAUCGCCAACCUUCCCCUCGGGAACAAACAAUGGCUGAUUAUAUCUUCUAUAGGUGCUUUGAUGUUAAAAAUUGCACACUUUCUGAUGAGCUGCCUGAUAAAAUCACAGGGCUAGAAGUUAAUGUUCUGCUGAAUCCAAAAGACGAGCAAGUGUCCAGUGCUAGUGCAGCAAAUGUUCUGCUGAAUUCAAAUGUGGAUGAGGUUUUGGCUGCCACAUUCACCGCUCCCUGUUCAGCCGCUAAAGAGGAUGAUGAAAGUCCGGCUACUGCAGUUCCCCUUUCUCAGGCAUCAGUUAAGGAGGUGGAUGAAAAUCCGCCUGCUGCUAUUCCCCUUUCACAGUCUGUGGUCCAGAAAGAGGAUAAGAAAUCAAUAGCUGCCAUUCCCCUUUCUCAUUCAGCAGUCAAGGAUGAAAAACCAGUUGUUUCGGCUCCCCGUCCACAGUUAUCAGUUAAGGACAGAAGCAAAUGGUUUAACCUUCCAUGGGAUGACAGACUACAGAGGGCGGAUAAGCAUGGGACACUUGUAUAUAUUCAAAAUCUUGAUAUUCAGUUUGGAGGUGCUGACUUAGAGGAGCUGGUUCGUGAAGCACUACAGCUAAGUUGCAUUGCCAAGCCCAUUAACCACCCCACCUGUGAUGAUCCAAACAAUGGAAAAGCAUAUGCUAUAUUCAGAACUAAAAAUGAUGCUGAUGUGGCUAUUUCAAAAAUCAAUUCAGGCUUGGUUGUUGGUGGAAGACCUCUCUACUGCAGCAAAGGUUUACUCAAGGUUCCAAAAUCUUCAGGAACUCUUGUUGGGCACUUGACCUUACGCAAUAUUAAAAUUGGUAAAAGACAGCGAGAAGGGCAGAGUAAGGCUGUAUUGACGUCACAUUGCUCUCAGCCCAACACGAUAGAGUAUGAGAUGGCCUUGGAAUGGAUGAUUCUAAAAGAAACACACACGAAAAAAUUCAGAACACUUCACGAGACGCAUAGUGAUCACAGGAAAGGGUUUGCAAGUAUGGGCAGCAAGAGUGCAAGGAUAGAGAAGUAG